AUGCACAUCACUAGUUUUGACUGAGUAUAGUUGCCGUAAUUAACGAUCCAAGAUGGCCGAACAUCUGCGCAUGCGCACCUUAGAACGCACUAGGGGCGCAUAACGCGUCUUGACACUCAACUCCUAGUUUCAAGUAAAUGUUGAUAACAAACCAAGGUGAUUAUGGCGGACCUCGGUGUCAAAAAGGGAGAUAUAGUCCUGUUGGUAUGGGCUCAACCAUUAUCACCUAUCACCUUAAAAAAGUUUGCAGAGGCACUUAGUACCAUCGUUGGUCCCAAUGGCCGAGUUUCAGUGGAAAACACGGAAAUGCUUAUGCUUUCCUCCUAUGCUGAAUCCUCAUUCGACUGGGUGCUCUCUUGCCUUCUGCCGGACAUCAUUUCUAUCCACAGUUCAGAGACUCUGGCAGAGAUGGCCAGAGUACUUAAACCCGGUGGCAAAGUAGUUCUGGAUGAACCUGUUACAGGAGUUGAAGCAGAGAGUGUGAGGACUGCUGAGAAGCUGAUGUCCGCAAUCAAGUUAUCAGGCUUGGUGGCAGUGGCAGAGGUUAGUAACACACAACUGACUUCAGAGGCUUUGAAGACCCUCCUGACAGCUACGGGUUACCAUGGAAACACGCUGACCAGAGUACGCUUAUCUGCAGCCAAACCGAAUUUUGAAGUUGGAUCGUCCAGUUCAAUAAAGUUAUCAUUUGGGAAAAAUACUCCUCAGCCAGGGAGAUUAGCUCUGGAUCCAAACACCAUCAAAAUGUGGACACUAUCAGCAAACGACAUGAAUGAUGAUGAUGAUGCGGACCUUGUGGAUUCUGAUGCUCUACUUGAUGAAGAAGAUUUAAAGAAGCCAGACCCAGUGUCUCUUAAAGCCCCUAUCUGUGGGGGAGGUGCAAUCAAGAAAAAGAAAGCCUGCAAGAACUGCACAUGUGGCCUGGCUGAGGAACUGGAGGAGAGUAAAGGACAGCAGACAAAUCUUCCAAAGUCCGCCUGUGGAAGUGUUUGAAUGACUAUAGACCUGUCGCACUGACAUCUGUGGUCAUGAAAUCUUUCGAGACGUUAGUGCUGAACCACCUGAAGGAGGUCACGGGCCCCCUGCUUGAUCCCCUCCAGUUUGCCUACCGGGCAAACAGGUCAGUGGAUGAUGCGGUCAACAUGGGACUGCACUACAUCCUGCACCACCUGGACACCCCAGGAACGUACGCCAGGAUCCUGUUCGUGGACUUCAGCUCGGCGUUCAACACCAUCGCUCCUGACAUCCUCCAGCUUCCUGACCAACAGGAGACAGAGUGUGAGGCUGGGAGGCAUCACAUCUGACACCCGGACCACCAAUACUGGAGCCCCUCAGGGGUGAGUCCUCUCCCCACUGCUCUUCUCUCUCUCCACCAAUGAUUUCUCCUCAGGUGACUCUCCUGUGAAGCUCCUGAAGUAUGCAGACGACACCACUCUCAUCGGACUGAUCCAGGACGGUGACAAGACUGCGUACAGACAGGAGGUGGAGCGGCUGGUCCACUGGUGCAGCCAAAACCACCUGGAGCUGAACCAGCUCAAGACCGUGGAGAUGACAGUGGACUUCAGGCGAGACCCUUCACCACUUUUACCCCUCACUAUCCGCAGUGAUACUAUUCUCUCCACAGACACCUUCAAGUUCCUGGGAACCACAAUCUCUCGGGACCUGAAAUGGACCGGCCACAUAGACUCUGUCCGGAAGAAGGCCCAGCAGAGGCUGUACUUCCUGAGACAGCUCAAGAAGUUCAACCUGCCGCGAGAGCUUCUAAAGACCUUCUACACUGCCAUCAUCCAGUCUCUUUUCUGCACCUCCAUCACUGUCUGGUUUGGAUCAGCCUCCAAACAAGACAAGCACAGACUGCAACGGACAAUCAGGACUGCAGAAAAGAUCAUUGGAAUCAACCUCCCAUCUAUCCAAGACUUGUACCUGCCAGGACCAGGAAUCGGGCAAGGAACAUCUCGACAGACCCUUCUCACCCAGGUUGCAGUCUGUUUGAACUACUCCCCUCCGGACGGCGUUAUAGAGCUUGGUACGCCAAAACCAGCAGACACAGAGACAGCUUCUUCCCCCAGGCUGUUGCUCUGAUGAACUCACACCACUCUUAGAGUCUCAGUCAUUACGGUGCAAUAACAUCCUGCUCUCCACACCUUUUUUGAAUUUGUCUACACUGUUUGUACUAUGUGUCCUCUCUGCAUCCAUUGCAGCUUGGUCAUCCUGGAAGAGGGACCUUCUUAUCUGUGGUCUCUUCUCAAGGUUUCUCAUUUCCCCUAGCUGGAGUUUUGAGUUUUUUUUCCUUGCCCUUUUGGGAGUUUAAGAUCGGGGGAUGUUUGACAAUAUGUGCCAUUUUUCACAUGUCCUGAGUGUUGUUAGACACCUAAAUGUUGAACAGAGGGUGUGAUUUACCGAAGUCAAAUUCCUUGUUUGGCACGCUCUAACAUGGCGAAUAAAAACUCUUUAAUCUUG
Syngnathus typhle (broad-nosed pipefish) is the source of this 2460-nucleotide messenger RNA. It is a transcript of the gene ciapin1, whose product is annotated as cytokine induced apoptosis inhibitor 1. Lineage: Eukaryota; Metazoa; Chordata; Actinopteri; Syngnathiformes; Syngnathidae. The record is from RefSeq and is a predicted model, not a curated record. The transcript is spliced from 9 exons. Gene Ontology annotation, cellular component: cytoplasm. Gene Ontology annotation, molecular function: iron-sulfur cluster binding. The coding region runs from base 163 to 993 and encodes 276 amino acids. Gene Ontology annotation, biological process: iron-sulfur cluster assembly.